Molecule: messenger RNA, 513 nt
Organism: Balaenoptera musculus (blue whale)
Lineage: Eukaryota; Metazoa; Chordata; Mammalia; Artiodactyla; Balaenopteridae
Product: interferon alpha-13-like
Exons: 1
Coding region: 1-513 (170 amino acids)
Biological process (GO): response to exogenous dsRNA; natural killer cell activation involved in immune response; adaptive immune response
Cellular component (GO): extracellular region
Molecular function (GO): cytokine activity; type I interferon receptor binding
Source: RefSeq, a predicted model, not a curated record
AUGGCCCAGAUCUAUUUGCUAGUGGCAGGAGUGAUGCUCUGCUCCAUCCCUGCUUGCUCUCUUGGCUGGAACUUGCCUAGAAGCCAUAGCCAGGAAAACAAGGAAGUCUUCCAACAUUUGAAACAGAUGCAAAGGAUCCCCUCUCAGUGGUGCCUAAAGGACAGAACCGACUUCAAAUGUCCUUGGAAAAGAGAGAAUAUCACCCCAAUCCAGAUGUCUCAAGGCACCUGUCACCACCAUCUGAUGCUCCAGCAGAUCUUCAACCUCUUCGCCACGGAGGACAGCCGUGCUGCCUGGAACAACACCCUCCUCGAUAAACUUCUCUCCAGCCUUCAUCUGAGGCUGCACCGACUGGAGCAGCUGAAAAAAGACAAUCUAGAUUGUCGAGAUUUGGGACUGGCUGCCCGGGAGUAUUUCCACGGAAUCCAUGUCUACCUGAAGGCAAAGGAAUACAGCCCCUGUGCCUGGGAGGUUGUCAGAGUGGAAAUUGAAAGGUGCCUUUCCCUUAUGUAA